This is a messenger RNA of Phialemonium atrogriseum, 2076 nucleotides long. RefSeq lists its product as uncharacterized. Bases 1 to 2076 code for a protein of 691 amino acids. The transcript has a single exon. Gene Ontology annotation, biological process: proteasome-mediated ubiquitin-dependent protein catabolic process; protein linear polyubiquitination. Gene Ontology annotation, molecular function: ubiquitin-protein transferase activity; ubiquitin binding. NCBI's taxonomy places the organism in Eukaryota, Fungi, Ascomycota, Sordariomycetes, Cephalothecales, Cephalothecaceae. The record is from RefSeq and is a predicted model, not a curated record. Gene Ontology annotation, cellular component: ubiquitin ligase complex.
AUGGUGUUCUCAGCACUCCUCGGCCUCUCGACCGAUCGCACCACCCGGCCGACUGCGGUCAAGAAGAAGAAGAAGAGCCCCUCUGCAAGCACUGAAGCCUUGACCUCGUCAAGCUCCAACCAGGGUCGGGACUCUCCACCACGGCCCGAAUAUCUAUCAGACGAGGCACACCUGCAGCCUCUAGAUCCCGACACUCCAGAUUUGCGGGAACUCAAUAACUGCCUCGAGGCCCUGGCUGCUGUAUUCCCCGAUAUCCAGAUCGACGUCUUCCGAGAGAUGCUAUCGAGCUUCGACGGCGAAUCGAGACUGGCUCUGGUCGCAGACGCCCUGCUAAAGAACAAGGCUACCUGGGUCAAGGGGAGGUGGCGCGUCGCUGGGGAAACACAAUCUUCUAAUACCAAGCGUGCUUCCACCCGGAGGCAAGGAGGGGGCUCUCUUCUCCAGGACAGCGAAGUUUUCCGGAGCCCCGAGUACAAGAACGCCGCCAAGACUCUGGCCUGGCAAGAGUUCAAGGGUCUGUCGCGGCCGACCAUCAACGCGGUCCUCGCCGAGUUCAACUACUCGUACCUCGACGCCCGCCCAACCCUAGUCGACCUCUCGGCCAAAUCCUGGUCGUUCGCCAUAUCCUCGGUUUUCCUGCGCAGAAAGCCCGUUUCGUCUUCCGAAGCCGAGAACCACCCUCUGGUGGUGUGGAAAUCUUCGGGCCACGGCUCCAUUAUCCCCUGUCUCAAAUCGACCGGAAAUCCCGAGCUAGAUCGCGAACUCUUCGACUACCUGAUAGCCCCGGUGAGGGAACGAGCGCGGGCUUCCCAGCUGGAGAAUGAUCGGUCGCUGGCCAUGUCUCUUAACAACACAGAGGCCGAGGCGUCGGAUAGCACGCACGACUGUGCCUGUUGCUUCACCAGCGCCACAUUCGAGGAGUUCACCUCGUGCAAUGCCGAAGGGCACCUGAUCUGCCACCGCUGCGUGCAGCACUCCAUCAAGGAGGCGGUCUUCGGCCAGGGCUGGCGGCGGAACAUCGACGCGCGGAGCGGCACCCUCGUCUGCCCCGCCGUGGACUCGAGCGAGUGCGAGGGCCGCAUCGCCGCCGACCACAUCCAGCGGGCCAUGCUCGAGGACAAGGGCGGGGCCGAGGUCCUUGCCAAGCUCGACCAGCGCCUCGCCGAGCACAGCCUGCUGGCCAGCGACCUGCCCCUGGUGCGCUGCCCGUUCUGCUCCUACGCCGAGGUCGACGACAUCUACCUCCCACUCCGCGAGUCGGAGCUGCGCCUCCGCGCCGACAAUGUCUACAACCUCAUCUUCCUCGUCCUCUGCAUCGGCAUGAUCCCCUUCUUGCUACCCGUCAUAUUCCUCUCCUCCCUCGCGGCCGUGCUCCUGAGCUCGCGGCGGACCGUCGGCGACCACGUUGCGGGCCAAUUCCGCGAGGCCGUGGUGCGCCACCGGCGGCGGCAGCGCGGGCUCAAGUUCACGUGCGGCUCGCCGCACUGCCGGCGCACGUCGUGCCUCUCGUGCGGCAAGGAAUGGGCCGACGUGCACGUGUGCCACGAGUCGGCGCUGGUGGCGCUGCGCACGCAGGUCGAGACGGCCAUGAGCAUGGCGGUCAAGCGCGUGUGCCCUCGCUGCAACACGUCCUUCGUCAAGACGGCCGGCUGCAACAAGCUCACGUGCCCGUGCGGCUACAAGAUGUGCUACGUCUGCCGCAAGGACAUUGGCGGCGCCGCCGACCCCGACGGGCCCGACGUCGGCUACCGCCACUUCUGCGACCACUUCCGCCCCGACGGCGACCCGCGCCCCUGCGACCGCUGCGACAGGUGCAACCUGUGGCAGUCCGAGGACACGGACCUCGUCCUCGAGCGCGCCCGCGCCGACGCCGAGCGCAGGUGGCGCGAGGCCCGCGUCGCCGAUGGAGCCGAUGGCGCCGGCGGCGCCGAAGGCCUUGACGCCGUCGCGGAGAAGGCCUUGCUCGACGCCGGCGCCGGCGCAGGUGCCGCAGGCCGUCGUUCCGCCCUACUCGCUGGGAGGUGGCCUUCCGUGCCGGAGGUGUUUGAUAUCUUGGUCGAGAAUCUGUUUGUAUGA